AUGUCACAAUCAACCGCAAGGGCACUACAGCGUGUCAAGGGUAGUUGCAGCCCCUCCUUGUGGCGAAGUCCGCCCCAUGGAUUCGCCAGGCGCUCAUUUUCUGCCACCUGCUCGAGACGCCUUAUGGACACGAGCGGCUUCUCAGAUACGCAAUUGACUGUUCGAGAAGCUGUCAGUCAGCUGUGUUCCAAUUUUCCCAAUACCUACUGGCAGGAAAGAGAUCAGGCCGAACAGGAUCCUCAAGACUUCCAUGCUGCCCUUGCCAAGGACGGUUGGCUGGGCAUAGCCCUCCCCGAGGCCCUCGGCGGUGCAGGACUAGGCAUCUCCGAGGCGGUCAUGAUGAUGCAAACCAUUACCGAGAGCGGCGCUGGCAUGGCAGGCGCCCAGGCGAUCCAUGCGAAUGUCUAUGCCACGCAGCCCUUAGCAAAAUUCGGCACAGAGAAGCAGCUGCAAAGCACAAUACCCAACAUCAUCCAAGGCAAAUGGCGGGUUUGUUUCGGUGUCACAGAGCCUAAUAGUGGUCUCGACACAUUACGGCUGACCACCACGGCUACCAAACAACCAGAUGGCUCCUAUAGCGUUAGCGGCCAAAAGAUCUGGAUCACCUGCGCCCAAGUCGCAUCCAAGAUGAUUCUUUUGGCGCGAACUGCUCCAUUGGACCCGAAGAAGCCGAGCCAGGGAUUAUCUCUUUUCUGCAUCGAUCUCAACAGAGACCAGCAAGGCCUAGACCUGCGCAAGAUUAGAAAAAUGGGAGGAAAAGCUGUUGAUGCAAAUGAGGUCUUCUUUGACAAUUAUAGCAUUCCUGCUGACAGCCUCAUCGGAGAUGAAGGACAGGGCUUCAAGAUUAUCCUGCAUGGCAUGAAUGCCGAGCGUUGUCUUUUGGCUGGCGAGGCUCUUGGUCUUGGGUACGCAGCUUUAAACAAGGCGGCCGAGUAUGCUAGGGACCGAACUGUCUUCCAGCGUCCCAUCGGCCAAAAUCAAGCUAUAGCACACCCACUCGCAGAUGCAUAUAUGAAGCUUGAGGCCGCCAAGCUUAUGACCUACCAUGCCGCCAGACUCUACGACGACAGCAGCAAAGAGGACUCCUCCCCCGAUGCAAAGAUAAGUCCUGCUUCUGUGGGCGUGGCAUGUAACAGUGCCAAGUAUAUGGCAGCUGAGGCGGCCUUCACAGCCUGCGAACGGGCUGUCCUGACGCAUGGUGGUAUGGGAUAUGCGGCUGAGUACGACGUGGAACGGUGGUUCAGAGAGUGCCUUGUCCCACGCAUCGCCCCUGUUAGCCGCGAAAUGAUUCUUAAUUACAUCAGCGAGAAGGUUCUGGCGCUUCCUCGUAGCUAUUAG
Fusarium fujikuroi IMI 58289 is the source of this 1338-nucleotide messenger RNA. Its product is annotated as related to isovaleryl-CoA dehydrogenase. Bases 1 to 1338 code for a protein of 445 amino acids. Lineage: Eukaryota; Fungi; Ascomycota; Sordariomycetes; Hypocreales; Nectriaceae. Gene Ontology annotation, molecular function: acyl-CoA dehydrogenase activity; flavin adenine dinucleotide binding. The transcript has a single exon. The record is from RefSeq and is a predicted model, not a curated record.